AGCAACAGGUCUCAGACCCCCAGGCGGAGCGGCGGGCGCCGGACCCCAGGCGGAGCGGCGGGCACCGAGUCACCAGGCACGACAGUGGGCUCCGAGUCAACUGGCAUGACCGCUGGCACUGGGUCAGACAUUGGAUCGUCUGGCUGGACAGCGAGCAUCAGGUCACCAGGCAUCAGGUCAUUUGGCUCAACAGCGGGCACCGCGUCAUCUGGCAAGGCAGUGGGCUCCGAGUCAACUGGUAUGACCGCGGGCACUGGGUCAGACAUUGGAUCGUCUGGCUGGACAGCGAGCAUCGGGUCACCAGGCAUCAGGCAUUGGAUCGUCUGGCUCGACAGCGGGCAUCGGGUCACCAGGCUGAGGAGAGGCAUCAGGCUGGGUACAGGCAUCAGGCUGGGUACAGACCUCAGGCUGAAGUGCGGGUGCCGAGGCACCAGGCUGAACCACGGAAGGCAGGUUCUCAGGCGGCAGGCUCACCGGUUUGGAUACUGGCAGGAUGGUAUUGGUUGGAAAGAAUUUUCGCUUUUUUCUGGUUUUAACUACUGGAGCACUGCAAGUGAACGCAGGUCUGCAAACGAAUGGAGCAGCUGGAGACAGAGAAGAGCUGGAGGAUGGAACAGAGGAGGGAGCAGUUGCUACAGAGGGCUUUUUUUACAAGGUUAAAGGCAGGAUAGGUGCAGCGAGUGGGACACAGGGUACUGACAUGCGGUAGAUAGCAGGGCA
This is a messenger RNA of Staurois parvus, 720 nucleotides long. Lineage: Eukaryota; Metazoa; Chordata; Amphibia; Anura; Ranidae. The record is from the annotation of a GenBank genome assembly.